AUAUUUGCUAGUUUUAAAUAGUGUUCAAGCGCUGCUCUAUUCCAAGCGGUCCAAAGAACUUGUUAGAUAUGUUAUUCGAUAAAUUCGGCGACACAGUUUUCCUCGAUAAAAUUGAAAGGAAGCCGAAUGUUCCGAUGUACUAAGACUGCCAAUUACAAUUGGAAUUCAGCGGUGCAGUGAGCGGCGAUUACUAAACGACGAACACAUUUUUACGAACCUUCGCGCAUCGUUUGAAUAAACAUACAACAGCUGAUCUCGUUCUGCGUUAAAAAAUGGAAGUCGCAUCACUAGCGUUGGCGAUAUCGACCCUUUACAUCGUUGUUACAAGCCUGAUAGCAUAUUGGGCGAGAAGAUACGUCGAAUACUACGUGAAGGAACCCCUCGUCAAGUCUUUGUUUCUGGAAGGAAUUGCAACGGCUGAACUUUGCGGAGCGUGCUUCGAGCUUAUUAUCGUGGCCGAAAACUGGGGGGUGUCAGUGUACGCUAUUUACUUGUUCCUUCUGACGAUCUGGUGGUCGAUGAACUGGGGCGACGCCUCGGCUUGUCCUUAUACUCACAUCGAGGAAGUCAUCGAAGGGAAGAAAAGUUUGCGAGUAGCUUUCCUCCUGAUAUGGGCUGAGCUUGUUGGUGGAUUGGUCGUCUUUAGGUACAUUCAGCUGCUCUGGGCCCUGGAAAUAGUUCCGACGCACAAGGAUAAGGCUUUCGAAGAUUGCACGACGGAUUUGCAGGUACCCGUAAUUUACGGGGCGUUUGUUGAGUGCGUUGCAACGUGCAUUUACCGGGUCGUUUCCCGCGGUCUGGGUGAACUGAAUCCAAGGUUCAGCACUAUCAUCGAUUCCUUUAUCGGGACUUCGCUGGUUGUGGCCGCCUUUAAUUACUCCGGAGGCUACUUCAAUCCGGCUCUCGCAACCUCGUUGAAAUACGGCUGUUUGGGCACAUCCUUCAUGGAACAUGUGAUCGUUUACUGGGUCGGAGCAUGUGCUGGAUCUGUUGCUUCCAUCGCUGUCUACAAGCUGUCAGUAAUUCAGAACUUCGUUGAGCAGCAAAAAGAGAAAAUUUUAUGAUACCUGGGAAAUUUUGGAGUAAUUAAUAAUUGUGCUACGUUGGGCACAGCUGUCGAUCAAUUGGAUUUAGUUGAAUGUCAAUUUUCACCUAUAUUCAGUGAAAUAGAAAAUUUAUCAUUACAUUUUUUUUUCUUUAGAUGUCGAUGAAGCUCGAUAGAUCAAAUAAUUUUCGACGCAAAGCGGUAAUAAAAAAACGGCAGAGAAAAUGUUUUUUACAUUGAUAAGAUAAUCAGGCUCAAAAAAUGUCGAAAAUCGAAGUUGUAUAAAAUUGUGUAUGACCGUUGCCGAUGAUUAGGCGCUUCUACUAGCCAAUAAUUCAAGAGCGAGAGUGAUAUCUGUUUUACUAACCGAAGGUAAGACGUACCUGGCACAAUCUUUCAAUUAGAAAUAAUUUAUCCGUAUUAGUUAUGUUAGUUUUGAUGAUUAUAGCUGGUAUCCAAUAGCGCCCAUUUAUGAAAUACAGGUAUUAAUUGCAUAUUUGCAAGAAAUUCCGGAGUUAUAUUUCGAAAGGCAUUCUAUCUAUAGUUUCGCAGCUUCUUACAUGUACUGACAAUGAGUGACAGUCCAUUACGAGUGCCUUGCAUCCUAAGUGUAUUAUGAUUUAUGAUUCAAAGAUGUGACGGGUAUCCGUCUUUCACGCGCGAUUGAUAUGAAUAGGUUACAGACGAACACUUAAUAAAACUCCGACAGUAACCAAUAAGUUUUGUACAGGCAUUCGACUACUUUUACGGUUGCAUCAGUACAAUAAAUGCUUUACACCAUUA
Messenger RNA from Neodiprion fabricii, 1828 nucleotides. It is a transcript of the gene AQP, whose product is annotated as aquaporin-11. Lineage: Eukaryota; Metazoa; Arthropoda; Insecta; Hymenoptera; Diprionidae. The transcript is spliced from 5 exons. Gene Ontology annotation, molecular function: channel activity. Gene Ontology annotation, cellular component: cytoplasm. The record is from RefSeq and is a predicted model, not a curated record. Bases 273 to 1064 code for a protein of 263 amino acids.